This is a messenger RNA of Strigops habroptila (Kakapo), 6576 nucleotides long. RefSeq names its product myosin XVB (gene MYO15B). The record is from RefSeq and is a predicted model, not a curated record. Gene Ontology annotation, cellular component: cytoskeleton. Lineage: Eukaryota; Metazoa; Chordata; Aves; Psittaciformes; Psittacidae. The transcript has 44 exons. Gene Ontology annotation, molecular function: protein binding. The coding region runs from base 660 to 5696 and encodes 1678 amino acids.
GCAGCCUCAGCUGGAGAGUCUCCUUUAGUAGGGAAGCAGAGGCUGAAUAGGCUUGGCCCUCUUAAGCAGUGCUCAUGGAAUCCUAGACCAAAGAACUAGCUAUUGAAUAUCUUUUACUAAUUCUGUAGUAAAUUAAGAGCAGGGUAGAUUGUUAGUGCCUUGCUCGAUCUUUUAUAAGUGAGUUGGUCAGGAUGAAGGAGCCCAGACCUCAACUGGUACUUUUAAAGCCUGUUGGGUAGAUUAAUUGUAGCAUUUUAUGUACCACUCAUGUCCUGGAGACGAAAGUAUAUUUAUCAGACUUGCUGCCUUUUGCAGUUCACUUUAUCACUCUACUUAGCAGCCUUCAUCUCUUAAAUUAGGAAAAUCAUCAGUGGCUUUAGAAGAAGUUUCAUAAGAACCAAACCAGAUAAUUCUAGGCAAAUUCCCAACAGCAGUAAAGCACUAACUUGUGAUUUAUAAACCAAUCCCUCCAUUUGUUCUUGUUUGCAUGGCUGGAUUUGACUGGUUGGUUUUUAACAUGCAGGAGGAAUACAGACGAGCAGUUAGCUUGGAUUCCUAUUUCCAAGAUGUGCAGUGAGUCAUGCCUAGAUGCCAUUGCUGGAAAAAAACCCAUGGCAUCUUGUGCAUCCUGGAUGACCAGACUUCACUGACUGAGGAAGAUGAAGAAGACUUUGGUGCAAUUUAAUACCAUGCUUUUAAUCUCCAGAUCUUUGAUUCAAAAGAGGAAACACUGCCAGCAGGAAUUAGAGGAAAGAAAACGAAGGAGGUGGUCCCUGGCCAGUGGUGACACAGAGGACAGUCCCAACCAAGGAAUGGAUGUGGGGCUGCUGGAGAUCCCUGCAGAGCUUGCUGCCCUCCUGCGGAUAGCUGAAGGUCAAUACCGAGCACAGGCCAACCAGAUAACUGAGGCAUUGUCUCCUGAAAUCAAGGUCAAAGAUGAUCUUUCCCUCCCACCAACCAUCAACAGCUAUCCUUUCUCCUCCUUCAUUAAGUCAUACUUCCAGAAGACAGAUUUCCCAGCCCCUGGCCAGCCUCUGCAGCACCCUUUAACCCAUCUGAAUGCUGAGUACCAGGAGAGUGCGCUUGAGAUCAACAAAUUGAUUUUGCGGUUCAUUGGUGACAGGAAUCUCCAUGGCUGGCAGGAGGUGCUUCUGGGCAACUACAUUGCUGGGAGAGGUUUGAAUAAUGUGGCUCUGCGCGAUGAAAUCUUCAGUCAGGUGGUUGCCCAGGCAUGGAAAAACCCAGACAUGGAGCGAAGCCAGCGAGCGUGGGUCCUGAUGGCAACUUUGCUGAGCUGCUUUGCCCCUUCACCAACACUGGAGAAGCCAUUGCUGAAAUUUGUGUCAGAUCAUGGCAUGGAGGGCUACAAUGCCGUCUGCCAGCGCAAGAUCUUGACAGCAGCACAGUUCACAGAGACAGACUCUACAGUCUCUCGGGCUUACCCUCCCACUCAGCUGGAGUGGAUUGCGAACCAGAGGAAAGGGAAGAUGGUGCUGGAUGUUCAUACCUUUAAUGACGAGAAGUUCUCAGCUGAGGUGGAGUCCUGGAUGACUGGGGAGCAGUAUGCAGGCUGGAUCCUGAGUGCAAGGGGCUGUGAUAAGAAGUCUAGAGGAUGGUCUAUCUCCAUGUUUACUGGCAACACAUGGCAGGACCUGCUGGGCUGUGACUUUGUGCUGGACCUCAUUGGAGAGAUGGAGAAGCCCAGCAGCCUCUCUCAGUCUUCAGCUGCGUACCCCAUCACUCCUGAAAGGGACAGAAGUUUCCUCCAGAACUCUGACCUGGCUUUGAUCCCUCCUGCUCCAGGCAUCCAGGCCCCUACCUUCCCACCACCUAGCCUGCCUCCAGAAUUCAACAAUCUCCAUCCAGAUCCAAGAUUCAGAGAUGACCUGAGCACCCCUGUAGGCUUGGAUCACUAUGUGGAUGAUCUCUUCAGCACUGUGCUGCAGCAAGGCUCCAGAGUACCAGAUAUGGAGAACAGGGAAAUUCUGACUGGACGCAUGAAAGGAGGUGGGAAGAUUGGACCCACACAGAGAGGAAUCUUUCCUUCUGCAGGCUUCUCUGGAGUGACUCAAGCACCAGUUUACCAGCCUAUGCCUUCGAUGAUGGGGGUGCCAGCAGCCAUGCCUAUGAUGCCAGCAGCUGGUGGGAUUGCACCUAUGCCAGCCAUGGUUAUGCCCCAGCCUGUGGUUCCAGCUGUAGAUCCCAAUCAGUUAGCAGCACAGCAGCAAGCCUUUAUCAACCAGCAAGCAAUGCUCAUGGCCCAGCAGAUGACCCUUCAAGCCAUGAGCAUUUCCCAGCAGCAACAGCAGCAGUGGCAACAAUCUCUUGAGAAACCAAGGCCAAGAGUCUCAAGUUCACCACAAGCCCAAGCCCCAGCUCCAGCCUCAGCCCCAGUCCCAGCCACUUUCCCAAAACCUAAGAAGCCUGCCAGCAGCCAAAAUGCUGCUCCAUCACCAAAGGCUCCAGAACCACCAGCUAGGGAAGAAGAACUGGUUUAUGACUACAUGGAAGACCAGUUCUCCAGCAGUAAAGAUGAUGACUAUCCUCGUGAAACCUUCCAGCAGAAGAAAGACUAUUUUCAGAAAAUGGGAGAGCAACAGAUCCGUGUUAAGAAAGUCAGUCCUUCCAAAACCUGGACCCCUCCAGCAAAUCCCCAGCCAAAGCAGGAGAAUGAAGAGGAGCAGAACAGGAAAGAAGAGAAGCCUGACCCUGAAACAGAGGCAGCUCCUGCUCCACCUUUGCCACCUCCUGAGCCAAAGCCAAAAAACCAGACACCAAAAGUAAAGAAGGAGCCACCACUAGUGAAGGCUUCGGGCCCCGAGUUGCGGCCUGCACCCAGCCGGGAGAUCCGCAACAUCAUCAGAAUGUACCAGAGCCGGCCAGCCCCCGAGCCCCAGCCCAUCGAGCCUGUCAGGAAAGUAUCCAAGCCAUUUAUGAAGAAGAACGACCCCAAAAAUGAGGCUCUGGCCAAGCUGGGAAUGAUGAACCUCCCAUCUCCCAAAUCACCAUCCCCACUGCCACAAGAGAAGAGAUCACCUCCACCUCCCAAGCCCAAGCCUGGCUCAACUUUCAGCUCUAUCAAGGAGAAGCAGUUGCCUCUCCAGUCCGCCUUCAGCCAGGGGAGUACCCCACCAGGUUCCCAGGCCCCUCCUGCUCCCCCUCUUCCCCCACCAUUGCCUUCGCCUCUCCUGCCUGAGCACCCAGGCAGGCAGGAAUCCUCAGGGAAGGAUGCUGCUGUAAGAGUAGUAGAAGAUGAUGGUAUCAAGACCCAGCUGUACAAGCUCACUAGCAGUGUCAGCUUUUCCUAUGUCAACCCAGCCUGGAAAAUCUUUCUGCGCAAAGAGGUGUUUUACCCCAAAGAAAACUUCAGUCACCCGUAUUGUCUGAACCUGCUGUGUGAACAGAUCAUACGUGACACCUUCUCUGAUUCCUGCUUUCGCAUCUCCAGGGAAGAGAAGCGCAAGAUGAAAGAUCUGCUGAUGGAGUUCCGGGUUGGCAACGAUGUCCAGUCCAUUCAGGAAGAUGGGAUAAAGAAGAGGAUUGUACUGGCUGCUCGGGAUAACUGGGCUAACUAUUUCUCCCGCCUUUUCCCAGUUCAUGGUGAAAAUGGAAGUGAUGUCCAGAUCCUGGGUGUUUCUCACCGGGGCAUACGGCUGCUGAAGGUGGUGAAAGCAGCUGGCUAUAAUCCUGAGCACCUGAAGAUUCUUUGCAGCUACUGUUUUGCAGACGUGCUGUCAGUGGAACUGAAGGGCAGCAAUGCCCUGGUGUUCUCUCUGAAGACAGAGCAGCUCUUCCUGCACUCUCCGAAGGCUCCGUGCAUCAAGGCCUUGGUGGAACUCUUCAUGCAGGAGCUGAGGCAGGAUACCAACUACGUCAUUGCUCUGCGCAGCUACAUUGUGGAUGACAAGAGCCUUCUUAGCUUCAAGAAGGGUGACCUCAUUGAGCUACUGCCUAUGCAAGGCGUGGAGCCAGGCUGGCAGUUUGGCUCCACCGGUGGCCGCUGUGGUAUUUUCCCAACCAGCCUGGUGCAAUUGGCUGCAGCACCUGAUUACCUCAGCACUAGCAUGGACAGACGUGGAGGGCUGUGGAAGAACAUGAAGUCUUCCUCGGAGAGCAGGAACACCAGCAGGGAGAGUUCUGCUCCCAGCCUAACAUCAGAACCUGACAGCAUCAUGUUAGUCCCUGCUGGUGAUCAUUAUACCAUGAUUGACUUUGCCACAGCCUACUUCCGAGAAGCUCAGUCCAUGCAGGGACUGAAGGGGAUGGCUGCUGAAAAGAAGAGUAUAGCUGAUCUGGUCCAGCACACCAAGGUCCCAAUCCAGGAAUCUUUGCUCCGGUACUCUGAUAGAGAGCUCAAUGAGCUUGCUGCAAAGAACUUCAAGACUCUGAUGCAGUUCAUGGGAGAUCAAGCAAAACUCAAGAACCAAAAUGAGGUUGAACGCAUCUAUGAAAUCCUUCAGCUGUGCAAAGAGAAGGAGAGUUUGCAUGACGAGGUCUACUGCCAGGCCAUCAAACAAGUCACUCACAACCCUAACCAGGAGAGUGUGCUGCGUGGUUGGUUGCUCCUAAACCUGCUAACUGGGUACUUCCUCCCUUCCAACAUCCUGAUGCCCUAUGCCACCAAGUUUCUGCAGCUAGCCAGCGAUGAUCCGUCUAGCAUGCACCAUGAAAUAGCCAAGAUCUGUCAGAGCAACCUGCGGAAAAAUUUAAUGUACGGGGGCCGUCGCCACCUUCCCUUCCCUGUGGAGAUGGAGGCAUUGCUGAGGGGGCGCAGUGCCCGCCGGCUGGUGAUCCUGCUGCCUGGAGGCUUGGAAUACCUCACCAGGAUCAAGACAUUCACUGUGGCCAAGGAGCUCUUGCAGGAGAUCUGUGAGCAGAUGGGGGCAGGUGAACAGGAAGAGAUAGAGGAAUUUGUUCUUUUUGCCACCAGGAGUGACAGCAAUAAUCUCGAUAAAGCGGUGAGGCCGAUAAGAUCAGAGGAGUAUCUUCACGAUUACCUGCUGGAGGACAGUUUGGUCGCUGUGACUUUACGCAGGCUCAUCUGGAGGACCCCUCUACACUUUGAGAACAACAUUUAUAUAGAUGUCCAUUAUGGACAGAUGCUGUGGGAUUACCUGAAUGGGAGGAUGCUUUUGAGCCAUGGUGAAGAAAUGGAGAUGCAGGUGGGCAUUUUGGCAAUGCUCCAGCACUGGGCCAAACCAGAGCAGCAGAACUCUGCUCCCUCCAGGGAAGAGCUGAAGGAGUAUACACCAAAGACCCUGCAGUCCUACAUCAGUCCCCAGGUUCUGCAAAACCAAGUUGGCACGCUGCUGAGAACCAGGCAGCCCCUCCCACCAGUGGAUGCAAAAAUCGAGUUCAUAGAACACAUGAUGAAAUUGCCUUUCUUUGGCUACACCAUCUACUUUGUCGAGAGAGUCAGCGAUGAUACAAUCUCUGUGCCCUGUUUCUUUGGUGUGAAUAAAGAGGAGAUCAUUGUGGUAGACAACACAAGCCAGGUGGUCUCCUGCGUCAUUCCAUUGAAAGAGCUGCAGAAGAUGCGAACCCUGCGGCCUCUCUCCGAUGGUGGGCUUCCUGGCUUAGAACUGAACUAUGGCUCGGCUGCUAGCCCCAAGACUAUGUGGCUUGAAUUGUCACAGGCUAAAGAAAUGUAUCACACAAUUGUUGUCAUCCUGGAUAAAACAGAGUUGCGUCACUAGAGCCUAAGAGGAGAAUGACUAAGAGCAGCAGCACUGUUUUCUGUCCUUUGAGCUUGUUCAGUGCUUCCUGCCCUGUCAUCUGGAGAGGACUCUUCCAAAAGACAUCCACAACCUCAGACAGUUGCUUUCUAAGACUGCCACCACCAUGUUUGCUGAUGGACUGGACCAUAACCUCACCCCUCCUGACCUGCCAUUCAGCCCCCAAGACCUCUCCCUUGAAGCAAGGCAUGCGGUGGCCAAGCAAACCCCAAAGACACCCUUUCCACACCAUUGCUCUUUCAUAGCCUGUUUCAAUCUGAGCAGCUGAGCAGAUACAAGCAAUUGCCUUUAAACUAUGGAGUGUGGAACUUUUUUCCAAUUAAUUAACAUUAGCAAAGACUAAUGCUUGCUAGAGACUUAUGUAUCCUAAUGCAUAGCUGAGCCUAUGACAUGGCUGCACUGGCAUUUUCCAUAGGCCAGCUUGUUCUUUGUAUUGAUAUGCAAGAGGCCCUAUAGCAGGGUUUGUGAAGCAGGAGCUUGUAGAAAGCAUCAUAAUUGCAAAGCAGGUCACUGUUAAUAUACAAUUACCACAUGCUGGAGCACAGAUUGAGAUGCAAUGGUAAGAAAGUUUAUUGUUAAUUAAUUUCUUUAUUGACAAUUAUAUGCAUGUUUCCCUCUGCUAUGAAGAAGUGCCACGUCCAUGCAGCUGUCAUAUUGAAAUGAUGCGUCCAUGCCCAUGGAGAUAGCAUUUUCAAAUGGAACUUUUACUCCAGUAGAGGAGCAUGUCCUGGGUUGUACAAAAAUGCUUAAUUUAUUUUUCUUGGUACAGCUAUCCUACUGAACAGCAGAAUACUGCACUUUAGGAGACUGCAAUAAAAUGAUCACAUGGAGAUGUUUUGAA